AUGAACCUACUGCUGGUCGAAGCUGGCGAGCUGAGCGACGACGGCCGGGUGCGCCUGGCCGGCCGCCGCGCCCGGCACUUGUUGAAAGUGCUGCGAGUAAAGCCUGGCCGACGGCUGCGGGCUGCAGUGGUCAGUGGCGCGAUCGGCGAGGCCGAAGUCGAGCAAAUCGAUGGUCACGAGGUGGUGCUGCGAUUCGAGCUAAGUGAGCUGGCAUCGGCUCCAGAGCCGUGGCUAGAUCUCAUUUUGGCGCUGCCACGCCCAGCGGUUCUGCACCGUGUUUUGCAAACCGCCGCCACAGUGGGAGUCGGCCGUUUGUGGUUGAUCAAUUCGUGGCGGGUAGAAAAAAGCUUUUUCAGCUCGCCCGCACUCGAAGACGAUGCCAUCCAACGUCACUUGCUCUUGGGUGCCGAACAAGGCGGCGUCACCCACCUGCCAGAGGUGCGAUUAGAAAAGCUCUUCGUGCCAUUUCUAGAGCGCCUCGGUAGGCCGGCCGAAAGUACUCGUCGGGUCCUCGCCGAGCCCCGCUGUGGCACCUUGAUCGAAGACUACUUCGCCAGCCUCGAUGCGCUGCCUUCCGAAGUCCGAUUCCAGCUUGCCAUCGGUCCCGAGGGCGGCUGGAUAGAACGCGAGGUAGAGAGCUUUGGUGAAGCUAGUUUUGCCGCCGUCGAGCUUGGCCCCUGGGUGCUAAGGGUCGAGACCGCGGUGGCUGCCGCGGUGGCCCAGCUGGAGCUGCUGCGGCGGGCGAGAAUUACAGCUGCAGAGGUCUCUCAAGCGGCGGACUGA
This is a messenger RNA of Nerophis lumbriciformis (worm pipefish), 783 nucleotides long. Lineage: Eukaryota; Metazoa; Chordata; Actinopteri; Syngnathiformes; Syngnathidae. The record is from RefSeq and is a predicted model, not a curated record.